CAUUGGAACGGUACAGUGGCUGCAUUCACUCGCCGCCGUUGCUCAACAAGUUAACGCUUGGAAUAAUCAAAUGAUGUCACAUCCGCUGUUAAGCUCGCCUUGGUAGUGUUGGAUGCUCUCACGCGCUGUCUGCUGAACCCUCAUGCGCGUGCGGUCGUAACUUUGGGCAGCGCGCGCUCAGUAUUGGCUGCACGCGGGAACUCGCGCGGUGGAGCUGCACGGUAAUGAAUGUGUAUCAAUCCGCCCUGUUCUUUUCUGGCAUCAUCUGCCACACCGAGGAAGUGAUAUUAACGCCAGAAAAGUGCGAUAGAGACGUGACAGCAUGAUCCUUCUGUUCGGUGCAUUAAAGCCCCUGCUUUUCCUCAUUGUCUUCGGACUGUAUCCAUCCAUGACAAUUGGUCCCAAGAAAGGAUGGCAGGUGUAUAGUUCGGCACAGGAUGCAGACGGACGCUGUAUCUGCACAGUGGUCGCACCGGAACAAAACCUCUGCUCCAGGGAUGCCAAGAGCAGACAGCUCCGACAGCUGCUGGAGAAGGUGCAGAACAUGUCUCAGUCCAUCGAAGUCCUGAAUCUGCGCACGCAGCGCGAUUUCCAGUAUGUCAUGAAAAUGGAAAAUCAAAUGAAAGGGUUACGGACCAAGUUCCGGCAAAUUGAAGAAGACAGGAAAACGAUAAUGGCUAGAAACUUUAAGGAGCUGAACGAUCGUAUGGAUGAACUCCAGCCAUUGAUUCCUGUGCUGGAGCAGUACAAAACAGAUGCUAAGCUGAUCUCUCAGUUCAAAGAGGAAAUCAGGAAUCUUUCUGCUGUGCUGACGGGCAUCCAGGAAGAGCUGGGAGCUUAUGACUAUGAGCAGCUCUAUCAGAGAGUCCUCAGCCUGGAUAGCCGUCUACGAAACUGCAUGAGCAAACUCACAUGUGGGAAAUUAAUGAAAAUCACCGGCCCUGUGACGAUAAAGACAUCUGGGACGCGGUUUGGCGCAUGGAUGACCGACCCUCUAGCAUCUCCAAGAAAUAACCGGAUUUGGUAUAUGGACACUUACACCAACAGCAAGGUGGUUCGAGAGUAUAAAAGUAUUGAAGACUUCAUCUCCGGUCAGGAAUCGCGAACCUAUUACCUUCCCUUUAAAUGGGCUGGAACCAACCAUGUGGUCUAUAACGGCUCUCUGUACUACAACAAGGAGCAGAGCAACAUCAUCGUCAAAUACAGCUUCGAGACCGGACGGGUUCUUGCCCAGCGUGCCCUGGAGUACGCCGGCUUCCACAACGUCUACCCCUACACCUGGGGAGGCUUCUCGGACAUCGACCUGAUGGCGGACGAGCUGGGUUUGUGGGCUGUAUACGCCACCAAUCAGAAUGCAGGAAACAUUGUGAUUUCUCAGUUAGAACCGCAGACGCUGGAGGUUCUCCAGACGUGGAACACGGAAUACUCCAAAAGGAACGCAGGAGACUCUUUCAUGAUCUGCGGCACGCUGUACAUCACCAAUUCCCAUCUGACCGGAGCCAAGGUGUAUUAUUCCUACAACACAAAGACCUCGACGUAUGAGUACAUGGACAUCCCAUUCCACAACCAGUACUUUCACAUUUCCAUGCUUGACUACAACGCUCAAGAACGGGCGCUUUACGCCUGGAACAAUGGACAUCAGGUCAUUUUCAACGUCACGCUUUUCCAUGUCAUCAAAACCGAAGAUGAUUCCUAAUGGACAUACAGUAUGGAUAAACGAAAGUAUUGUUAUUUUCUACGCACUCAUGGUUCUU
Molecule: messenger RNA, 1754 nt
Organism: Rhinichthys klamathensis goyatoka
Lineage: Eukaryota; Metazoa; Chordata; Actinopteri; Cypriniformes; Leuciscidae
Gene: olfm3a
Product: olfactomedin 3a
Exons: 6
Coding region: 323-1696 (457 amino acids)
Biological process (GO): signal transduction
Source: RefSeq, a predicted model, not a curated record